Messenger RNA from Gymnodraco acuticeps, 1862 nucleotides. Its product is annotated as dual specificity protein phosphatase 13-like. Bases 66 to 623 code for a protein of 185 amino acids. The transcript is spliced from 3 exons. Gene Ontology annotation, cellular component: cytoplasm. Gene Ontology annotation, molecular function: MAP kinase phosphatase activity; protein tyrosine/serine/threonine phosphatase activity. Gene Ontology annotation, biological process: protein dephosphorylation; negative regulation of MAPK cascade. The record is from RefSeq and is a predicted model, not a curated record. Lineage: Eukaryota; Metazoa; Chordata; Actinopteri; Perciformes; Bathydraconidae.
AACUGCUUUGAAACCACAAACAUUUGGACCAGUUAUCGAUACAAGAAUUGGGAAUUGAACUUAAAAUGUCAAACUUGAAAGGCAAGAGAGAAGAAUAUCUUAGUGUGAAGGAUCUGCAGAAGGUUUUGGACUCAUGCAAACUGCAUCUUAGUCAAGUUGAUGAAGUCUGGCCGAACAUCUACAUAGGGAAUGUGGCAGUAGCCCAAAACAAGACUUCCUUGCAGAAAUUAGGUAUUACUCAUGUAUUAAACGCUGCUCACUCCAAGCGAGGCAGCAUAGGGAACCAAAGCUUUUAUGGCAACGACUUUGUAUAUUGUGGCAUUCCAGCAGAUGACUCGACGCACUUUGAUCUGGAUGUUUACUUCAACCCUGCUGCUGAUUUCAUUCAUAAAGCUCUGAAGACACAUGAUGGGAAAGUUCUGGUGCACUGCAUCAUGGGAAUGAGCAGGUCAUCGACCUUGGUGUUAGCGUACCUCAUGAUCUACCAUCAACUCCCGCUCAAGCGAGCUUUGCAGAAAUUGAUCCAAAAGAGAGCAAUCUACCCCAACCGGAAUUUCCUGGCUUUGCUGUUGGAUCUCGAUCUUCAGCUGACAAGAAAGGAGAAAACAUGUCAGAUCCUGUAAUCAACAAGAGUUUACACUUUCAGCCCCACAGAAGCAGCCCGGUGCCUAGGGAUAGGGAUGCCUGACUGAUUUCAGACUGAAAUAUAUGGAUUGUCAUGAAAUUUGUUUUAACUGUAUUAACAGUGAUAUAGCCUGUCACCUGGGAAAUCUGCAAACAUAACAUUGAACUACACCUGACUACAAUACUCUGCCCGAAGUGUUUACAUGGGCACAUAUUAACAUGCUUAAUGUCAGUGAAGGGAGUGAGUACAAUAUGUCUCAAUUAGCUGCAUUAGCUUCUCAAGGUACUGCUAUCAUGGUAAAGGACUUUCUAUUUCUAUUUUGCAGUUUUAUUUACAAAUACAGAAUGUCUUAACAAAAUGACAGUUGAAAAUCUAAUUGACCAGUGUGUGGAUUUAGUGAAAUAUAGAGCGUUAUUUGAAAUAUCUUCCACCCACCCUUCCACGUGAACGGCCCACUCUAGAGCCACAGCUUAGUUCUGGGCUUUUAUAGAAACAUGGCGGUGCAACAUGGCAGACUCUGUGGCGGGGAACACUGGCUUUGUUGAUACAGUAUGAAGGGCUGAUGCUAAUGAAAACACAGCAUUUGUUAUUAUUUUAGCUGUUUAUACACUUUUUGUAAAUGUAAUUACGAAUUAUGUUCCAUUUCCUCUAUCUAUUACACACUGGUCAUAAUGUAAGGCAAAGUGAAAAUACACAAAGACAAAUUCAUGCUAAUGAUAAGGAUUCUUUGUGACUAUAUUAUGUCUUUCAGUUACCUCUCAUUCUUGUAAGAUCUUUUUCUUCAGCACUUCACUUUGUGUUACGGCAGAAUGGACCAAAUGUCUUAUGGGAAAUGUUUUUUGUAAACUCUGUAAACGACUCAUUGUUCUGCAAUUCAACAUUCAAACUCGAAAUUGAAUCAGUCUACAGACCAACUUCUCAUUGUUCACAGUAUAAUAUUACUUUGUGUAUUUAUCAAGCUAUUUGAGCUGAUCAUCACACGGUUUCAAAUCCUUUGAAUCUCCAUGAACCAAUCCUUAGAAACAUUGGAAAACUCACUUACAAAAAGGUACACCGUGCAUCUGCUUUAUAGCAGUGGUUGCUACCUCCAAUUAUCUCUAAACCUCAAAAUACCACACACAUAUACGGCAUCGUUGUGUUGCUGAGUUGCACAUUUAAUUCCAAUAUAUAUGUUUUAGCUAUGGAUAUUCUAUGUGGGUACAAGUAAAUGUAUACAAUACUGUUAGGAUUUUUUGCA